AAGCAGGGGAGGACGGAGCUAAAGCAGGGGAGGACGGAGCUAAAGCAGAGGAGGACGGAGCUAAAGCAGAGGAGGACGGAGCUAAAGCAGGGGAGGACGGAGCUAAAGCAGGGGAGGACGGAGCUAAAGCAGGGGAGGACGGAGCUAAAGCAGGGGAGGACGGAGCUAAAGCAGAGGAGGACGGAGCUAAAGCAGAGGAGGACGGAGCUAAAGCAGAGGAGGACGGAGCUAAAGCAGAGGAGGACGGAGAUAAAGCAGGGGAGGACGGAACUGAUGCUGCAGUGGAAUCCACAGAAUCCACCGUGGACACGUUUGAUGGCCCAAAUGAUCCAGCUCCUCCAGAAAAUAUGAAAGAAGUCAGUGCAGUGGGAGAACAUCCUGAAGCAGGGGGUGAAGGGGUUUCAGUAAGAGAGAUCCCACCACCAGAAGACAUAGGAGAUAAAGAACCGGAGAUGAGAUCCACUGAUGUGCGUCCAGCUGAGGCCACGGAAGCCGUGGCCAGCCCUUCAGAUGAGAGCACAGAAGGUGCCGCUGCUGAGGCCCCGCAUCCUGCAGAGGAGAAGCAAGACGCGUCAUCCACGGAGGAAGGUGAUGAAGAAGAAGUGGAAGAGGCCGAGAAGAUCCCAGAUGACUUUUUCUAUGACUAUGACAGUAUCUGCUCCCAGCCAUACAUCUCUCCUGACUCCGGGAUCCCCAGCAGAGUCCUUCACCUUCUGCAUUCUUUUGGCUAUGACUGUACUAAACGGGCAAACCUUCACUUGCUGGAUGACCAGACCUUGCUAUAUGUAGCUGGGGCCAUGGUCAUCAUCCUAGGACUUAAGACUCAAGAGCAACAAUAUCUGAGGAGCAGCAGUGGUCAGGGGAUUGGAGCUGUCGCGGUCCAUCCAAGCAGGAGCUAUUUUGCAGUAGCAGAAAAGGGACACAAACCGAAUAUUAUCCUGUAUGAAUUCCCAUCUCUGAAACCCUAUCGGAUCCUCAGAGGGGGCACAGAGGAAGCCUAUGCCUUCAUAGACUUCAAUCUGUCUGGAACACUUCUUGCCAGUGUGGGCAGCAGCCCUGAUUAUAUGAUGACUAUCUGGGACUGGAAGCAGGAAAAGAUUAUGCUGAGGUCCAAGGCAUUUUCCCAAGAUGUGUUUCAAGUCACCUUCUCACCAGAAAAUGAGGAGCAGCUUACUACCUGCGGGACGGGGCACCUCAGGUUCUGGAAGAUGGCCCGCACAUUCACCGGUUUGAAAUUGCAAGGAGAACUAGGAAGAUUUGGAAAGACUGCCCUAACAGACAUAGAAGGAUAUGUCGAGUUGCCGGAUGGAAAGGUGAUAUCGGGGUCAGAAUGGGGCAACAUGCUUCUCUGGGAAGGCGGUCUCAUCAAGGUGGAGAUAUGUAGAAGAGGACGAAGAGUGUGUCAUAACGGACCCAUUAACCAGUUCGUCCUGGAUGAAGGAGAACUUAUCACCAUUGGUGCUGAUGGUUUUGUCAGGGUUUGGGAUUUCGAGACAGUAGACACUGCAGACUCUGUGGAUGACACCGGCCUUUUGGAGAUGGAGCCCAUGAAUGAGCUUCUGGUUGGGAAGAACGUAAACCUGCGGUAUAUGGUGAAGACCAUGGAGGGUGACUCCCCAGUGUGGUUUGCUCAGGACGCCAGUGGAGGGAUAUGGAGGCUGGAUCUGUCCUUUUCCAAUAUAACACAAGACCCAGAAUGCCUCUUCUCCUUUCACUCCGGCAAGAUCAAUGCUCUGGACGUGUCUCCUUCAACAUGCCUCAUGGCCACGACGUCCCUGGACCGAUCGCUGAGGAUCUAUGACUUUGUGGGGAAGGUUCCUCUGGUGGACAUGACGUUUAAACAAGGCGGCACCGCGCUCACGUGGGCUCCUCGCAUGGUUAAUCCAAAAGGCGGCUUGUUUGCAGCGGGAUUUGAAGACGGCGUUGUCCGUAUCCUAGAGGUUUACAAUGCCACAGGCAUGAGGCUUAUGACGGGACGAAGCGGCACCAACGAUGCUGCAGUAAACCUGCGACAAGCCUUCAAACCGCACAACGCUCCCGUCACCGCUUUGGCAUACGAGCGCAACGGAGAGAUCCUCGCCACUGGGAGUAUGGACAGAACCGUCUUCUUCUUUGCCGUCGGAGACACCUAUGAACCCAUUGGAUUUGUACGUCUUCCAGGACCCGUCAGGGAGUUACACUGGUCUCCCCCCUCACAUGAGCAGAGCACGCUGCUCGUUCUCUGUGAGAAUGGAUUUGCCGUCCAGAUCGCGGCCCCUGCAGCUGAGAAAUCGGAUCCUGUCACCAGUUAUGAAAUCUCCCAUCUUCCUCUGAGUUACUUCAGGUUCAGCAGCAUCAAGUCCAAGAUGGAGAGGGAGGAGCAGCUGGAACGCAUACGGAAGAACCAAGAGCAGAAACAGAAGGAACGGGAAGCCUGGAUAGAAGAACAGAAGGAGCGGGGAGUGGAGCUGUCAGAGGACGACCUGCAGCCAGGUACUGAAGAGGAGAAGCUGCCAGAGCUGUAUGUUCCAGAAGAACCCAGUCCCAUCCUGUGUGGUUUCUAUGCCAGUCCUGGGAAAUUCUGGUUAUCCCUGGACGGCUACGACUCGGGGUUCCUCUACCUCUGUACGUUUUCCGACACCAAUGGACAACCUGAGGAUCCAGCACUGAGGAAGGAUGAACCAGUGCGCGCUCUGCCAAUCAAUGACACCAGCAACAAUCCCAUCCACAAAAUCCACUUCAGCUCCAACAAGCAGCUGUUGUUCUGUGGGAUGCAGGAUGGAGCCGUCCGGGUCUACCCUCUCCAGCCCAACGAUCCUUUACUCGAUUCCAUGAGCAGUUACUGGUCUCUUGGGGUCCAUGAUAACCAGUAUGGAGCCAUCCAAGCCAUCAGCUCCAGCUUUGAUAACCAGUAUCUCGUGACCUGUGGAGCUGACGGCAACAUCUUCACCUUCAGCCUCCUCUCCAUGGAGGACAUUGAGCGAGACCUGAAAGUGAAGAAAGCUAAAGUGCCUUCUCCUAGGCUCAGCCUGGAUAAAGAGAAGCCUGCGGAGGAUAUUGAGGACCCAGAUGCUUACAGCAUAGAGAACGCUAAACAGAAGCGACAGCACGACCUUCUCCUGAAGCAAGCGGAAAGUAAGAAGGCCGGCAGGAGACGGGAGCUCGAGGUGCUGAGGAAAGAGUUCAGGCAGCUCCUGAAGAAGAACGUGGAGCUACCACAUCACAUGCAGCUCAGCAGAGUGGAGUUUGAGAUGGACCAUAGGAUCCGAGAAGAAAUGGAACGUCAGACGUCAGAGAGGAUCCGCACCGUGCUGAAGGAGCUGGCCUGGGAACAGGAGAAGCACAACAUCGGACUGAAGAAGCUGCAGGCUCGAUUCCGGGAUAAGGUGGAGUUUGAUACGGUGAUCGUCCGCGCAAUCAACACCGAGCACCAAGUGUCCACAUACCGGCUCCUGUCUCUCCCAGAGAAGUACUUUAAAGUGAAGGGGAUGAUUUUGAAGAGGAGGAUGACGCGCUACGAUCUGUAUCAGAAAGAGCCUGGUGUUGGGAAAGAGACUCGAGAGUCAGGAGGAGUGGACCUUAGUGCUGUGACGCAGGAGCAGAAGCACAGACAUCACUGGGCGGGAAGACGCAUGGAGGGACGCAUGGAACGAAUCAGGAACAUCAUCGAGAAGGCAGAAAAGGCAAAAUCCAAAAUCUCACAGAGGAAACAGGAAUGGGACCAGCUGUACAAAACUAAGCCCAGUGAGGACUAUGAGGACCCAGCAGAUGUUUUGGCCAUUACAAAUGCCAAGGAGAACAUGGGGGACUUCAAACUGAAAACAGCAAAGGAUUACACUGUCCCCGAGCACCUGCGAAUAAAUGCCGAAAGAAAGAGAUCUGAACUGGCAAUGUUAGAAAGCAUGAUACAUGAGCAGAAGUCAUCCAUGAACCGUUCCAUCAUGGCGCUCCGUGAUCUCAAGCUAGAAACCAUAGAGAAGAUGAAGAAUAUUGUACGCGAGGUAAGAGUCAUCCAGGAAGCACUGGACUCCUCCAAACACCUCCACAUCCCGAGAGUGCCUUCACUGCUCCCCGACGAGACGCCGGAGAAGAAAUUCCAGUACGACAGCGAGACUCUCCGCAGGUUCCAGCAGGAGCAAGACAACCGGGUGCAGGCACCACCAGCAAUGCAGGAAGGAGGUUUUGGUGGAUUCGGUUUCGGACAAAAACAGCAAACCACAGCAAAGCAAUCCGAGUCCCGUUCUAGACCAUCUACCACAAGCACUGUGAGAUCGUGUCGCAUCGCAUCUUCCCAAAGACGCCAUCUACAAAGGAUGGAGCUGUCUGACCUGGAGAAAGAGGCCGUGCAGAGAGAGGAAAUUUGGAAUUUAUACAUGCAGGACAACCUCAUCAAACAGAUGAAGAAGCUGGCCGGCGACUUUGACGCUGAGCUCCGCAUUGUACGGCACAAGAAGUUGGAGCUGGAUGUCCAGAUGAAGAUGGCUGACCUGAGGCACAUCACUCUUUUCGAGGAACUUCUCCUGCUGAAGGAGUUUGAGAAGCGAGAAGACAUCUUGCAGGAGAAAGUCAGUGACCGAAUCGCGGAGCUGGAUGAGAUAAAGAGGAAGUCUGAGGAUUUUAUGCAACAGUUGGAGGCCAAGAGAACGGAAGUCCUGAAGCUGCAGGAGAAGGAGAAGGCUCUGCACGCCACCUUCCAGACCUCCCUGGGAGAGGGCAACAAAUUUGCCACAUUUCUCACCAAAGUAUUUAAGAAGAAGAUCAAGCGGGCGAAGAAGAAGGAAGUGCGCGGAGACCAAGAGGAAGAUGAGGACAGCGAUGAAGAUUCAGAUGAAGAGUCCACGUAUGAAAGUGACGAUGAGGAGUCAGAGUCUGAAGAAGGCGUUUUCGAUGACUCUGUUUGCCCGGACAACUGUGACCCCGAAUUGUUUGACAACGUCCUGCAACUGAGAGAGAAGAGACUGGACAUUGAGGAGGCGCUGGUGGAAGAGAAGAAGAUGGUGGACAACCUGAAGAAGGAAUCUGAUGCGCUAGCCAAGAAGGUUAAGAUAGUGGAAGUGAACCUGAUGACAGCGGAGGCCGAACUAGAAGCGUUCCAGCGCGAGAAGCAGCAGAAGCUCAAUGAGCUGUACGUGGUGGUACCUCUGAAGCUCCACCAGGUUGAUUACAUCAUUAAUGGAGAGAUUCCCAGUGACUUAUCUCAGGCCCUCGUCUUCACCAACAAUUCCCUGGAGAGUCUGCAGCAUCGGAUCAGGGAGCUACAGAUGGAGAAGGUGGAGCAGCGAGAACUGUAUAAAAAGGCCAAGGAGCAGCACAAGCAACUCAUCCGAGAAAGGAAAGAGACGGAGGCCAAGAUACAGAGUCUGGAGGAGAAGUGUCGCCAGCAGAUGAUGAUGAAGUUCGGCCGACUGGUCGACCUGGAGGCUCUGCAGACCCUGUCUGUGAACACCAACCUGGAGGAGCUGAAGAUGAAGUCCGCACAGAGGCAAGAAGAGAUGGACCGCGAGAUCGCUCAGUGGGAGAUCCAAGUCAUGGAGACCAAACGAAGCCUGAUGGAAAUCACUCGGGAGCAGACAAAGAAGAUGGGGAGGCUGAACGAGCUGCUGACGGAGAAGAAGACCAUAGAGGCCAAACUGGACGCCCGGCAAACUGUGGUGGGCGAAGAAUUCCAGGGUCCGCGGAAAGCCGACAUCCAGGAGAGGCAGAAGCUCCUCGGGCUGGCCGAGAUGCAAGUCGAGGAGAUUGAGAGCCUGAAAGAGGAGAUUGUACUGCUCAGCAGGAAAGGAGGGAGCAUUCUGCCUCCUGCGCACUCACCCGCUGCCCACAGCGCAGGCGCCCUGGUCUGACCAUGAUGUCUGAACGUGCUCCGAAAACUCAGGUCCUGUCCGGUGUGUUCCUGCCAGAAGUCGUGGCUGUUUUCCUCAUAGGGAAAUGUUUGGGUUGAGGUUGUGUUAAUCCUGUGAUUUUACUGCUGUGGAGCACCCCCCCCCCCCCCCCCCCCACACUCCUUUGGUUUGGAGCUGCUUUAACCCUUUCACCACCAAGGGCUUCUACAUGCGCCGUGGCGGCAAAGGGAUUUAAUAAAAAAUCUGUGGUUUUAAUUGGGAUCGGAUGUCCUGAUUUCGCUGUAAACGCGCGGUUGGGGAGAAUUUAGUGCAACCUGUCAUUCUGCCUGUCAGACAGCAGGUGGCGCCCCAGCCUUUCUGAGGCAGCACAGUCCUAUGGCCUGCGUCUAACGUAUACUCCGGGAAGUAUAUAUUAGGGCGUAUUCACGCACGGCAGAUUCGGUUCUAUUCGUCUGAAUGGAGUUGAAUAGAUCUAAAGUAACCUCAUUCAGAUGAAUAGAACCGAUUUUCUGCAACAAAAUCUGCCGCGUGUGAAGGUGCCCUUAAACAGAUGCCAGACAGCCCCGUCCGUCACCCAUAGAGUCACAUUGUAAAAAAAUCCAAUACGUUUAUGUUCAUUUUUUUACAUUGUCUACUAAGCAAUUUACCAUAAUUCUCACUUUUUUAGGGGUAUACUGAUAUUCGGAGGUCUAAAGGCCCCAAUGUGACUUAUAGACCCCUGUGGACAUUGGGAGCUUUCCUGGCAAAAGCUGAAUGUGGGUGCCUCAUAGGGAUGAGACAGGGUGCCACGUAUGCCCCAUUGUGGUGGUCUGGCCGGUGGGACCACUGAUCCUGCGUGGCUGCGCACGUCUAUGGAACAUGACAUAGCUGAAAUUGGGAGAAAACAUAUAUAUUUCUCACCCACAUAUAGAUUGGCGCUGCUUCUGAUAGUUCGUUCCAAUGUAUCAGUGCAGGUAAAAUGUAUCAGUCUGAAGCCCAAGCUGUGGAGCUCUCAGGGGAUUGUCUAGACUGGAUACAUUGUAGCGAACCCCCAGCUGUGAAAAGUACUGGGUCUGGAUAGG
Messenger RNA from Bufo gargarizans (Asiatic toad), 6883 nucleotides. It is a transcript of the gene CFAP44, whose product is annotated as cilia and flagella associated protein 44. The coding region runs from base 348 to 5822 and encodes 1824 amino acids. Gene Ontology annotation, molecular function: protein binding. The transcript has 35 exons. The record is from RefSeq and is a predicted model, not a curated record. Lineage: Eukaryota; Metazoa; Chordata; Amphibia; Anura; Bufonidae.